AUCUUGAUCACAAUGUUUAAAAAAGCUAAAUCCACGUAUCACAGAGUCAAUGUUGUGAAUGAAGACGAUGUACUGAAUACUUGAGUCAUAUUACUGUAAAUGUACUGCAAUGGGAGAAGUUUUAAAGAGAAGGACUCAAACACCAAAUGGCGCCUGUUUGGUCCUCAUGCUCAAACCGUUUUGUUCUCGCCGCAACCAAACUUCUUUCGCUGCCGCCACUUUCACUCUCAUUCAUCUCCAUCACUAUAAUACCAUUCCUCAACCAUAUCCACACCACAAAUAUUCUGUUAUUUCUGCCAUUAAAUCUAGUUCCCAUAAGACCCAUUUGCUCCAAAUCCAUGCUCACAUUCUCACCACAACUCUCAUUCAACACCCCACUAUUUCUCUUCAUUUCUUAUCCCGUUUAGCUUUAUCUGGUCCCUUGCAAGAUCCCACCUAUUCUCACCGUUUCUUUGACCAAAUCAGCAACCCUUUUGUUUUCCACUACAACACCAUGAUCAGGGCUUAUUCCUUGAGCGACUCGCCUCAAAAGGCUCUUUUUUUAUAUCGAGAUAUGAGAAGAAAAGGCAUUGCUUCUGACCCUUUAUCGUCUUCCUUUGCUGUUAAGUCUUGUAUCAGAUUUCUGUAUCUUUUUGGAGGGCUUCAGGUUCAUUGCAAUGUCCUUAAAGAGGGGCACCAAUCAGAUACACUCUUGCUCACUUCUCUCAUGGAUUUGUAUUCACAAUGCCAGAGAUGUGACGAUGCUUCUAAGGUGUUCGAUGAAAUUCCCCAGAAAGAUACUGUUGCUUGGAAUGUGAUGAUAUCUUGCUGUAUUCGAAAUAAUCGGACCCGGGAUGCUUUGAGCUUGUUUGAUGUUAUGCAGACUGAAAGCUAUCAAUGUGAGCCUGAUAAUGUUACUUGUUUACUUCUUCUUCAAGCAUGUGCUCGUUUGAAUGCCUUGGAAUUUGGUGAACGGAUUCAUAGUUAUAUUACGGAACGUGGCUAUGGGGGUGUUCUCAAUUUGUCUAAUUCUCUCAUAUCAAUGUAUUCGCGGUGUGGUUGUUUAGAUAAGGCUUAUGAGGUUUUUAUGGGAAUGGAGAACAAAACUGUGAUUUCAUGGAGUGCAAUGAUAUCUGGUUUGGCAGUGAAUGGAUAUGGGAGAGAAGCUAUUGAAGCGUUUGAAGAGAUGCAGAGAAAUGGCAUUCGGCCUGAUGAUCAUACAUUCACGGGCAUCCUUUCUGGUUGCAGUCAUUCCAGAUUGUUAGAUGAGGGAAUGUCGUUUUUUGACCGAAUGAUCUCAGAGUUUAGGAUAACUCCAGCUAUCCACCAUUAUGGCUGCAUGGUUGAUCUCUUUGGCCGUGCAGGCUUACUUGAUAAGGCGUACCAGCUUAUUACGUCGAUGGAGGUAAAGCCAGAUUCCACAGUUUGGAGGACCUUGCUUGGUGCUUGCAGAAUUCAUGGUGAUGUUGCACUAGGUGAACGAGUUAUUGGACAUUUGAUUGAAUUGAAAGCUCAAGAAGCUGGAGAUUAUGUUUUGCUUCUGAAUAUUUAUUCUUCAGCUGGACAGUGGGAAAAGGUGGCAGAAGUGAGAAAACUAAUGAGAGAAAAAUCAAUCCAAACCACACCUGGUUGUAGCACAAUUGAACUGAAAGGAGUUGUACACGAGUUUGUUGUGGAUGAUAUUUCACAUUCAAAAAUGGUUGAACUUUAUCACACACUAGAUGAGAUCAAUAAGCAGCUGAAGAUAGCUGGUUAUGUUGUUGAACUUUCAUCUGAACUACAUAAGAUAGAUGACAAAGAAAAAUGUUAUGCACUCUCUUAUCAUAGCGAAAAACUAGCUAUUGCUUUUGGGGUUCUUGCUACUCCACCUGGCACGACAUUGAGAGUGGCCUCUAAUCUCCGCGUAUGUGUCGAUUGCCACAAUUUUCUGAAACUUUUUUCUGCAGUUUACAACCGUGAUGUAACUCUCAGAGACCAUAAACGGUUUCACCACUUCCGCGGAGGGCAAUGCUCCUGUAGUGACUAUUGGUAGAGAGAUAAAGGGUCGGUGAAAUGAUUGUGAAGAGCAAACAGAAAAUGGAAACUAGCUAAUAGCUGGUUUAUUGUUGAAGAGUAAGCUAUUCAUAGCUUACUUUUUCUGAAUCUGGCUGAUAGAUCAGGUAACUUUGUUUGUGCUGUACAUGAGAUUGAACAUCUGCCAAACACUGAAGGCCUGAAUUAGAAACAUGAAAGGGGUCAAUAAUAUCUCUAUCUGAGAAAUUUGGUGGUGCGUGAAAUUUUAUUUAUAUUAAAGGAGGUCUAUUUUUUGGUUAGUACAAAAUUACUGAGCAAGUGUCAUUUGACAGAAGACAAGGAAGGUUUGUCUUGUGGUUUUCAAGAGGAUUUUGUUCCACAUCUGCUUAUUUGGUUGUCAUGUUUCUAAGGAUCUCUAAAUCAACUACUCCGAGUGAUGUUUAAUUUUGGUGUAGUUCUUAUAUGACUUUACGAAUUACAGUGCCAAAUGACAUUCUGUAAAUUUGAUUUAUAGAAGAGCUUUUUUUUUUUUUA
Molecule: messenger RNA, 2526 nt
Organism: Cicer arietinum (chickpea)
Lineage: Eukaryota; Viridiplantae; Streptophyta; Magnoliopsida; Fabales; Fabaceae
Product: pentatricopeptide repeat-containing protein At3g47530
Biological process (GO): RNA modification
Molecular function (GO): RNA binding; protein binding; zinc ion binding
Source: RefSeq, a predicted model, not a curated record